Lasiosphaeria miniovina is the source of this 3097-nucleotide messenger RNA. RefSeq lists its product as uncharacterized. The coding region runs from base 178 to 2832 and encodes 884 amino acids. Gene Ontology annotation, biological process: nucleoside metabolic process. NCBI's taxonomy places the organism in Eukaryota, Fungi, Ascomycota, Sordariomycetes, Sordariales, Lasiosphaeriaceae. The transcript is spliced from 2 exons. The record is from RefSeq and is a predicted model, not a curated record. Gene Ontology annotation, molecular function: catalytic activity.
CAUCCACUAGCAUCUGCCAGGUAGUUGCAAGCCGCAGUGCGAUCAGGAACCAUGUUCGGACGGUUCCGACAAGUCGAAGCCUCGCCGACACCCCCGCUCGAGUCAGAGUCACGCCGUCGCGAUCCCGCUGCCACCACGCGCAGAGACCGGCCCAGGUAGCGACAGCCAAGUCCGACAAUGGCUGCUGAUCCUCGGCCCAACGGCCGCGAAGAUUUCGAGAUCGCCAUAAUCUGCGCCCUGUCCUUAGAGGCGAGCGCCGUCAACUACCUCUUCGAUGAGUUUUGGGAUCUUGGCGGCGACACCUUUCAGAAGGCGCCUCGCGACGAGAACCACUACACCACCGGCCGCAUCGGAAAGUUCAAUGUUGUGCUGGUCCAGCUCCCAGGCAUGGGAAAGGCGAAUGCUGCCACGGCCGCCACCUUUUUGCUCUCGAGCUACAUCAACGUCCGGCUGGCUCUUGUUGUCGGUGUAUGCGGCGGUGUGCCCGCACUCGGCAAGGAUGACGACGAGAUGUUGUUGGGUGAUGUCGUCAUCAGCAAUGCCGUCGUACAAUACGACUUUGGGCGGCACUACUCGCACCGCUUCUUGCCCAAGAACUCGAUAGAAGACCGUCUCAACAAGGCAAAUAAAGACGUUUGCGCUUUGCUGCGCUAUCUCAACACUGACCACGGGGGGGAUCAGAUCCAAGAGAAAACUGCGCGCUUCCUUCGAGAGCUCCAGAGCGCACAUACCAGCCGGCUCGCCGGACGUUGGGCGAAGCAGCGGGCCAAAUACCAGUUCCCAGGCACCGCGCAGGACAGGCUCUUCAAGACCGACUAUCGUCACCGCCACUACAGCGAGCCGGGCGAUGAGCCAUGUGGCUGCAACGACCAAUUUGCAUGCCGCCAGGCCGUCACGUCGUUUUGCGAAGACAUUGGAUGCGACGAGGCCUGCCUGGUCGCACCCAGAGACCGGCUUGAGUUCCGGCGGGAGCAGGAGCGCAAGGACUCGGCCGAAGCCCAGGACCCCUGUGUGUAUAUCGGGGCAUUUGCGUCGGGCGACUCGGUCAUGAAGUCUGCCGACGAAAGGGAUCGGGUUGCUAAAGAACAGAAGGUCAUCGCCUUCGAGAUGGAAGGUGCAGGUGUGUGGGAUGUCAUGCCUUGCAUCAUCAUCAAGGGAAUCUGCGACUAUUCCGAUAGCCACAAGAGCAAGAAGUGGCAGAACUUUGCUGCUGCUGCUGCUGCGGCUGCCACAAAAGCCCUGCUGGAGAUCCUAGUCCGCAGGGACAGGUUGUUUCGUGUCGACACCACGCCGUGGAAUUCCCUCGAUCGCAUCAACUCGCCGCCGCCAAACCACAUUGUUUCCCGCGUUGGCACAGGUUUCCAAGGCUCGGUGCCGUCACAAACGGGAAGUGAUUCGGCCCUUGUCGGCACGUUAUCCGAGACCCAAAGCCAGGGCCACGAGCAACCCGAUAUUCCAAUUCUACGAUCACCCAGUCAGCCAGGCGUUUUAGGCGACCAGCUUGACACGGUUCCAAGUCCUCCACAAGCGAUAAGGAGAACACCUGAAAGCAGUCAACAAGAACCGUCAACACUUGAAGAAGCUCUCAAGAGGCUGAGAUUGAACGAAACAAAGAAUUCCAACUUGAUCAACGAGCUUAGCAAUUUAAGUGAGAAGACAGAAGAUCUUGAGGCCAGGGCCGAGACCUGGUCGGAGAAAUCUAAAAAUCUUCUUGCCGAGAUCGACAUCCUCAAGUCCCGAUGUAAUUCUUUUUCUGCCGCCAAUCAGGUGUUUGCAGUCGAGCUCAAGGCCUUGAACAGUGCCAACAGGAACCUGAGCUCUGACAAUGAACUACUUGAGAAGAAAGUCAAAGACCUAUCAAACCAAGCGGACAAACAUUCACACACAAGAAGCGUCGUAACAAGGAAGCUUUCUGAGGCUGAAAAGGAGAUGGAAGGGCAAAGUCAACGGAUCGUGGAGAUGAGGGAAACCAUGGAGGAAUGGAAAAGAAAGGCAACCGAUCAGCAGGUGACCAGAGAAAUACUACAAGAGAACAGUACUGUCAUGGAUGGUUUGUUACAAGAGAAGGAUGCAAUCGCAGCCGACAAUCAUGCUCUAAGAGCUGACAACAAAAUCCUGGAAGCUCGGGCGCGCGGUUUGGAGACUCACAUCGACACCUUGAUGUCUGAUAGGGUCCGGGCACUGAAAAGACUUCAUGAUUUUGGAACCAGGAUCAACGGCUUCGAACAUAAAGUGGCUGACUGGAUCAGAACCCAUGGCGACAAUGCGGACCCAACAGACUUCAUGUUCAUGCACUUUGAACAGUUCUUUGAGACGGCACGGAUCAAUUUUAUGGCGGCAGAACACUCGUUGGCGAAAUUCAGAGAGCAAGAGAGCAAUAUCGAGUACCUCGUGGGCCAACUGGAUACUGCGGACAAAGUCAUUCUGUCGACUGUGGCAAAAACGGACCCACAAGCCGGCCCCAAUACCCUUCAGAGCCUGGACCUGGGGGCAUUGGCUCGUGAAAUGGAGGGGAUGAGACGGCAACGAAAGAUUCUGGAAGAGGGUGUUUCCAAAUUAUCGAAGAAGUGGAACUUGAAGGAGACCUCCGUUCGCAACCCAGACCCCGUCGACAGCAUUUUGGAAUUGGCUGAAAAGUUCGCUGCGAACAGCGAGAAGAAUUUUGAAGUGGCCGGCAAGUGGAAUCAAGCCUACAAUACCAUCGUUUCACAACUGGACGAGGCAAGGGGAAAGCUGGCCCAGCUGGAUGGAGCGUCGGGGUCGCAGUCAAAACAACAACAAAAGAAAGGCCCCGGCAAGGGACCGGAUGUGCGAGGGAGAAAGGGGACUUGAGCCGCAGGCGGUGUCCACUGUCCACCCACUGACAUCUCCGCAUGUCGAGAAGGCAUAGUCAGACGUUGCAAGAGAUACCUCUCUAGUUGACCCUGUUGGCAAAGUGGAGCGGAUAUAAUGGCCAAUACCCCUCAGCUACUACAGAGCGGCCGGAGAUGAUGAUACUAUAUAAGAUGGUUGAACGAGAUAUGACUGGUUUGGAUAUAUAUGGUUUGGGUAAUAUAGCUCAGUAGGUAGGGCAUGAUAUGAAGUUACGUAUUCAAGA